Molecule: messenger RNA, 1020 nt
Organism: Hyaloscypha bicolor E
Lineage: Eukaryota; Fungi; Ascomycota; Leotiomycetes; Helotiales; Hyaloscyphaceae
Exons: 2
Coding region: 1-1020 (339 amino acids)
Biological process (GO): intracellular monoatomic cation homeostasis
Cellular component (GO): mitochondrial inner membrane
Molecular function (GO): ribosome binding
Source: RefSeq, a predicted model, not a curated record
AUGACCACACUCACAUUGCGCCAUCUGCGCACCGCUUCUCGGUUUCAGUGUAUCCCGCCGCAGCCACCCAGCGUGGUCAAGACACAAUUUCUCUCCUUCCAAACUGCACUUCCCACCCUCCGCUUUGCAUCCACCACUUCGAACGUCCCAGCGAAGACACCCCGUAGACACCCCGUCAAUGGGCCAUCUACAACUCUCCCCGCACCCGUCAAUGUACCGGAACGCGCCGAAGAGCAGUCCUUAUUCCCCUCCUACGCCCUAGCCUUGGGAAAGGCCUACCUAGGGUUCUACAAAACCGGCAUCAAGAACAUCUAUACCAACUUCAAGCUCUCCCGAGACAUUCAACACAACAUCGACGCUCAGCACGCUUCAUCGUUCUCCGCCGCUGUUGCCUCCGCUUCCAUUACUCGUUCGGAUCUCCAACUCUUAGUCAGAAAUUGGCAUGAUAUUAAGCGGGUACCAAUUUUUGCCUUGGUGUUGAUGAUAUGUGGGGAAUUUACACCGGUAGUUGUCAUUGCACUUUCUGGUGUUGUGCCGUGGACGUGUAGAAUUCCUAAGCAAAUAGAGAGUGAUAGGAGAAAGCUUGAAAAACGAAGGUCCAUAUCCUUUCGCGAAUUGGCCACAGAGCCACCGACACAGGCAGGUGUUGAGAACUUGGGAAGGGCACAGUUAUUGCAUAUUAACAGGAGUUUGGGUUUGAGUUCUGGAUUAUGGGAUUGGAUUGGUGGGUUACCGACCGGCUUGUUGAGGAGGAAGGUUGGCAGGCGGGUGGAGUAUUUGGAGUUGGAUGAUGAUUUGAUUCGGAAGGCAGGGGGUGUUUAUGAUAUGGCUUUCGAGGAGGUUAAGAUGGCGCUUGUGGAGCGAGGGGUGGAUGUUCUCGGAAAAGGAGAUGCACUGCUGAAGGCAAAUCUGAAUGCAUGGCUACUUUCAAGGGAGAAGGCGCCUGCAGAAAAGUUACUUCUGACUAGACCCUCUAUAUGGCCAGUCAGAUUGAAACUAACGGAAAAGGUCAAGCUGUGA